AUGGCAGGCAGCUCCGCUCCUUGGGUCGGCAGUGCUUAUCUCUUCCUCCAGUCCACGUGCAAGACUAUUGUUCUGCCAUCUCUCUACGAAAGCUCCCAGAAGAAGCCUAGUGUGUUUAAGGCUCUGAAGCUGGCAUUUGCAGACUCCACCGGCAGCGUGAAUGGUGUCGACAUGCUGAAAGUGCACUGCAGCCACCCGCACCUGAUAGUCCAGCUCAAGUUCUGCAAGCAGGAGAACUGCCGCCGGUUCCUGCAGAGUUACCGGGAAGGAGCGCUCCAGGAGUCCCUCCAGAAUCACCUCCAGCUCUCCUUGGCCAUGACCACGGUGCCUCUUGAAAUGGAGCUGAAGGCUGGCAACGAGCACCUCGACAGCAUGCUGAAGGAUGAGGAUCGCUGCCUGGAAUGUAUCUACAGAGAAAAGCCUGACCGCCUGCAGGAUGCAGAAAUCACAGAGCUGGAGGAGUGCUUCCGGAGCCUGAUUGUUCACCAGAGCAUCAAUAACAAUAUGGCUGUAAAAGACUGUGCAUCUCUGAACUCCCCGCCUCUACCCUGUCCUCAAGGCAGCUCCCUUUCCCCACAGGUCACCUUCAUCUUUCAGGGACAAGAGUUCGCCAACAGAAUGCUCACACCGGACGACCACCAGAAAUUUGCCAAGCUCGUGUCCAAGAAAUGGAAGCAAGUGGGUCGCUCUUUGCAGAAGAACUGCCGGGCCCUGCGUGAUCCUGUCAUUGAUAACCUGGCCCUCGAAUAUGACCGAGAGGGACUAUAUGAACAAGCCUAUCAGCUGCUUCUCAGAUUUAUCCAGUCAGAGGGGAAGAAAGCCACAAUAGCACGGCUGAUCGCAGCCCUGGAAGAAAAUGGUCUCAUCAGCUUGGCUGAGGAGCUCUUGGGCCUCCAUUCCAAUGAGGACUGCUCCUAG
Messenger RNA from Pterocles gutturalis (yellow-throated sandgrouse), 918 nucleotides. RefSeq names its product TNFRSF1A-associated via death domain (gene TRADD). Gene Ontology annotation, biological process: extrinsic apoptotic signaling pathway; positive regulation of canonical NF-kappaB signal transduction. The transcript has 4 exons. The coding region runs from base 1 to 918 and encodes 305 amino acids. NCBI's taxonomy places the organism in Eukaryota, Metazoa, Chordata, Aves, Pterocliformes, Pteroclidae. The record is from RefSeq and is a predicted model, not a curated record. Gene Ontology annotation, cellular component: tumor necrosis factor receptor superfamily complex. Gene Ontology annotation, molecular function: transmembrane receptor protein tyrosine kinase adaptor activity.